Ornithodoros turicata is the source of this 1413-nucleotide messenger RNA. RefSeq lists its product as uncharacterized. The record is from RefSeq and is a predicted model, not a curated record. The coding region runs from base 1 to 1413 and encodes 470 amino acids. Lineage: Eukaryota; Metazoa; Arthropoda; Arachnida; Ixodida; Argasidae. The transcript has 3 exons.
AUGGCGUCGCAGGAGGUGCUAAGCCUAACAGAACGAAGCCGGAACAUGACAGUGCAGGACAGCCAACCAGUGCAUCAACGAAAUGCUUCCGCUGCGGAGGAGUUCACGUACCGGACGACUGUCCGUUUCGACACGCAGUAUGCCAUUACUGCAAACAACGGGGCCACAUCGAAAGUUUGCCAGAAGAAAGCUAAGGCGAGACGUUCGCCGACGACGCAAAAAUCUUCAAGCGGGAGACCAGACGGCCACCGUCGUGGUCGAGGAGCCGACGUUUACGGCGUUUUCCAAAUAACAGCUGAAGAACCAACGGUCCGCGUGUCGGUAGAAGUCAAUGGACAGCCUCUUGAAAUGGAGGUGGACUCAGGAGCACCAACAGGAGUUGAGGGUAUUGGGUUCCACUAUACCGUUAAUGUUUGCUACAAGGGUCGUCAAGAGCGACUGCGCUUGGUGGUCGUCAAGGGAGCCGGUGUGAGUCUACUUGGCAGGGAUUGGUUCAAGGCCCUGGGAAUUGAGGUGAAGAUCCAUCGACUGGAUGCCGGUGUCAAGAACCUAGGCUCUUCAACAACGCCGGUGCUGCGUAAAUACGCAAAGGUCUUCCAACCAGGAUUGGGAAAGAGCAAGGGACCGCCAGUGAGGGUAGAAGUGGAACCUACCGCCCAGCCAAAGUUUUACAAGCGUUAUAUGGAGGAACUGUUGCAAGGCCUCGAUGGAGUGCAGGUUUACCUUGACGACAUACUGGUAGGCGGCAAGAAUGAGGAAGAACACAACACCCGGCUUGAAGCUGUACUGCGAAGGAUCCUUGAGGAUGGUGUCCGCUUAAACAAGGACAAGUGCCUGUUUGGUGUAAAGGAAGUCGUUUUUUUGGGACACAAGAUCAGAGCCGGCGGAAUCCAGCCAACUGAUGACAAAGUGAAGGCUAUCCAUGAUGCACCUGCCCCAAAUUCCAAGAUGGAACUACAGGCCUUCCUCGGAGCACUGAACUUUUACAACAGGUUUUUGCGAGGAGCAGCACAUACCUUGGAGCCACUGUAUCGAUUGCUUGACGCGCAGAGCAAGUGGAAAUGGACAGGGCGAGAGGCGACAGCCUUCCAACAAGCCAAGCAGUUGUUACAGUCAUCGGACAUCCUUGUGCACUAUGAUGUCCAGAAGGCUUUAGUCAUGGCCUGUGAUGCGUCUCCGUAUGGCCUUGGAGUGGUAUUAAGUCACGUCGAAGCUGAUCCCAGUAAACCACAAACGUCUGUUAGACAUACCAGAAAGAUCCAAACGUCUAAGACAUUUGGGAUGUCUACCCACAGAACCAGUAACCGCCCAUCAACAUCCAGCGAACGUCGGGUUGUGGAUGUUGGGUACGUCUCGCGAACGUACACAUUUGCUCCCGGCUACGUUUUAACUACGCCCGUACUACCGUGCUAA